Molecule: messenger RNA, 835 nt
Organism: Oxyura jamaicensis (ruddy duck)
Lineage: Eukaryota; Metazoa; Chordata; Aves; Anseriformes; Anatidae
Product: transcription factor 15-like
Exons: 2
Coding region: 76-546 (156 amino acids)
Biological process (GO): regulation of transcription by RNA polymerase II; developmental process
Molecular function (GO): RNA polymerase II transcription regulatory region sequence-specific DNA binding; protein dimerization activity; DNA-binding transcription factor activity, RNA polymerase II-specific
Source: RefSeq, a predicted model, not a curated record
GGCCCCCGGCUGAGGGCCGCGGCGAGCAGGGAGCACGCAUAAAAGUCAUGGUGCGGCAGGGCAGCGGGAGGCUCCAUGAAGGCCGGCGGGGGGGUGACGGCGGUGGGCUCCGGGCAGCCCCCGGCAGCGGGCGGCAGGCGGAGGAGGCGUCGGAGGGCGGCUGCGGGUGGCGGAGGGCGGCAGCGGGCGGCAGCCAACGCCCGGGAGCGGGACCGCACGCAGAGCGUCAACACGGCCUUCAGCACCCUGCGCACCCUCAUCCCCACCCAGCCGGCCGACCGCAAGCUGUCCAAGGUGGAGACGCUGCGCCUGGCCUCCAGCUACAUCUCGCACCUGGCCAACGUGCUCCUGCUGCAGCAGGCACGGGAUGCGGGGACCCCCACCACCGCCGCCACCACAACGCCCUGCCUGCAGCACCCCGCUGCCGCCGCCUCGCCACGGCCCAUCUGCACCUUCUGCCUCAGCGAGCAGCGCAAGCGGCACUGGGGAGCAGAGAAGCUGCUGGUGCCCGGGGAGCUCCGCCGCUGCGAGGUGACGGCGCCCUGAGAGCAUCGCAUCCAAAGGCUGGGGGCUGUGGUCGUGCCAGGUCUGCUCAGGGCGCCUCGCGGAUGAAACCGAACCCUGCACAGACAGCUGCACCUGGCGCAGCAGCUGUUUUUGCUCCAGGACUGCUAAACCUGAGCGGCCGAGGCCUGACCCUGCGGCCUCACGACCCUGCACCACAUGAUGGAACUUGAGCUUCCCAAGGCAUCGCCGGCUCUUCCCCAGGGGAGAUGAAGAUGUGGAAAACACACUGGGCCCGGGUCUGGGCCAUGGCCACGUGGUGAUGCCACCU